Molecule: messenger RNA, 2545 nt
Organism: Helobdella robusta
Lineage: Eukaryota; Metazoa; Annelida; Clitellata; Rhynchobdellida; Glossiphoniidae
Exons: 15
Coding region: 1-2268 (755 amino acids)
Biological process (GO): proteolysis; peptide catabolic process
Cellular component (GO): cytoplasm
Molecular function (GO): peptide binding; metalloaminopeptidase activity; zinc ion binding
Source: RefSeq, a predicted model, not a curated record
AUGACGACUCAAAUAUUUAGCCAAAUUCCGUUAUGCCUGCUUGUGAUUUCUCUGGCUCUGACCAGUACUCUCUCCAAGCAACCUUCUGACCCCAGAAAUUCGCGAUGCCAUUUUUUAAGAAAAAUUGCAGAUAAGGAAGAUAUUAAAUUUUGUUGGAACGAUUUGAGACUGCCGAAAGAUUUGAUUCCGCAAAGUUACGAGGUCCUCAUCCUUCCUGAUCUUCAGAAAUCAACUUUCAGCGGCUGGUCAAAUGUUGAAGUCACAGUCAAGAAAAGUACUGGUUCAAUUGUUCUGCACAGUAAAAACCUUACAAUCUCCAGCGUCAACAUACGUUACAAGGAUCUUAAUGAUGCAGUAACUGUAAAGAAAUGGAGACUGGACGAAAGUUUGGAGCAGAUGCAGGUAGAAUUGAGUACCCCCCUCGUCGCAGGGUCUUCCAUCCUCCUAAACAUCUCCUUCACUGGAGUCAUCAAAACAGAUAGUUUGGGGUUUUAUUUGACCUCUUACAAGACCAAAGAGAAUGUCGUAAGGUUAUUAGCAGCUACGCAAUUUCAACCGACUGAAGCUCGAUCGGCAUUUCCAUGCUUUGAUGAACCGCACAUGAAGGCGACCUUCCAGUUCAACAUCAUCAGGCCAAAUGACUACAUCUCAUUGUUCAACACGGAGAAGAUAUCGGAGAAAGCAGUGUCCAUGAAUGAAACGAUGGACACCUUCAACAUCACCGUCAAGAUGAGUACGUACUUGGUGGCCUUUGUUGUCUGCGACUUUCUUUCUAAAUCACAAAUGAGCAAAAGUGGAGUAAAUGUGGUAUACUCCAAACCAGAUACCAUCGACAAUGUAGACUUCGCUCUAGACUCGACAACAAGAUUGCUUGAUUAUUUUGAAGAGUUUUUUGCAAUCAGAUAUCCAUUCACAAUAUUAGAUAGCGUUGCAGUGCCUGGAAUGUUUUCAAACGGCAUGGAAAACUGGGGUCUCAUACUCUAUUCAGCUAAUUAUAUAACAUAUAACGAAAGUGCCAGCACGCAGCACGACAAAACUUACUUGGUGGUGUUGGUCGCGCACGAAGUUUCUCACCAAUGGUUCGGCAACCUGGUAACCAUGGAAUGGUGGGAUGAUUUGUGGUUGAAUGAAGGAUUUGCAACGUACAUUAUGUACAUCGGUGCCAAACAUAUCCUUCCAGAGAGUCCGCUGAUGGAAAUAUUUGCGUUCAACGUUAUCGAGCCAGCGAUGGCAGAUGAUUCGCUGGAUUCUUCUCAUCCAGUAAUCAGUCCUGUUAACAAUCCGAAGUACAUCUCCGAGAUCUUCGAUUUAAUCACCUACUACAAGGGAGCUUCAUUGAUUCGGAUGUUAGAAAAUGUGGCAGGUUCCGAUGUUUUCAACGAAGCGCUAAGGAGCUACCUCCACAAACACCAGUACGCCACUGCUACCCACGAUGAUCUCUGGGCUGCUUUCCCUCGACAGUUAUCAAAAGUUGCGGACCUAAACGUAAAGGAAAUGAUGGAGACGUGGACCCUUCAAAUGGGCCUGCCCCUGGUCACCAUCAACAGAGAUGGACGUCACGUGACAUGUAGUCAGAAAAGAUUCGUCAUCAUCGAUCAUUCGGAAAUAAGAGACUUUCAGCCUGAAAGCUCACCUUUCAAAUUGAUAAGAAAUGAGCUGUUGCCGCUGGCUUUUGACUUGGGCUUUCCAGAGUACGUGAAGUGGGCGAGGGAUUCUUUCCAGAAGGUCAAGAAUGGGUCAUUGGUGCUAACACCGAACCAAGAACCAAUAGUGCUAAAAUACGCUGUGAGAUAUGGAGGAGAGGAAGAGUGGAAUCACGUGAUGAAUCUUCUCAAGACAUCUCAGUCAAGAAGAACUGUCAUAUUGGAAGCACUUACCUUCACAAACGAAUCGUCAAAAUUUAACGGACUUCUCGAGACGGCGCUGAGCAAACCAAGUCCAGGCGACUUGCACUUGAUCCUCCGAAGUCUGAAAAACAGUCCCAACAUGGCUCAGCUGCAGUGGAGCUUCAUCAAAAACAACUGGAGUCGGAUGAGAUGUGCGUUCCACAACAUUCCGCGAAGAUUGAGACCAAUUUUCAAACCACUGGCCUCACUAUUUCGCACCGAAGACCAGUACGAUGAUUUAAAAACUUUUCUGGGGACUCACAUGAAAGACAGCGAUCGUUUGAACAUUUACAUCUUGGAUGCUGUUCAAAUGAACAUCAACUGGUUGAGCAAAUCACAAAAGCAACUUGUUCAAUGGCUGAAUGCCCAAUCUCUGCGUUAAAUGGUUACUUGGUGGUUUUUUUACUUUUUGAAAAAAAAAAUUUCAUGAACAAUGUCGUGGACAGAUACACAACACGAUAUUCCUUUUGUUUUAACAUUUAUUAUUAAUAAAAUUUGAUUUUUUUGAAAUAUUAUGAAAAACUUAAAAUAUUGAAAUGAAUGUGAAUAUUUGUUUAUUUUAUUUCGCAGAUAAGAAUCUGUUUUUUAUUGUCGGAGCACUUACUACAUGUUGACUUUCACGAUAAGUCUCAAACGAAAAUAAAUAUUUUAGCUGUUAA